Molecule: messenger RNA, 1386 nt
Organism: Cylindrotheca closterium
Lineage: Eukaryota; Bacillariophyta; Bacillariophyceae; Bacillariales; Bacillariaceae
Source: the annotation of a GenBank genome assembly
AUGGAACAGCAACACGCGUUAUGCGUUGGAAGCGGAGAUGUAACAACAGACAUCUUUUCGGGGGAGAUUCCUGACAUUACUCCAGAUCUCGACAAUCAAGCCGAGUCUGCAAUCGCAAAGCUAAUGUCAGCCUUGUCAUCAGAAGCGAGAGAGAAAGCCUACAAGGAUAUGCACGGGGUGCCUGAUGUUGCGAUGGAGUCACCCGAACUCCUUCAGAAGGGACUCGGCCAAUUGCAGUUCGAGAUUGAUAACAUCAUCGACAAACCUGCUUAUAAUCAAGCUUUGAAACAGGAUCCCAACUAUGUGUGCGAUGAGGAAUUUCGCACUCUCUUCUUACGAACUGAUGAGAUGAAUCCAGGAUUGGCAGCUCUCAGAAUAGUCCGCCACUUCCAGUUGAAACUGGAUCUUUUUGGAAGCGAAUGCCUGACAAAGACCAUCACGCAAGAUGAUCUGGACAGAGACGAUAUGGAAGCAUUGUACGCAGGUCGAGGAAGAGUUCUUCCGUCAAAAGAUCGCGCAGGAAGAACCCUGAACUUGUUUAUAGUGGGGCAACCUUCUUCAACGCAAGCAAUGCUUCGACGUUCCUUCUACAACAUUAUGAGCAACCCCCAAGCUACCCAAGGGGGCAUUGUGACUAUUAUCUAUGGGGUGGGAUGUCAGUCAGUUCCAAAUCGAGCGUUUAGUUGGAAGUUCCCCAAAAUUGCGGAAGGACUUCCGGUGCGAAUUUCGGCUGUUCACAUGUGCCAGAGCAAGUCUCUGUAUAGCAUGGCUUUUGCUUUCGUCAUGAUGGCAUUCGAUGCUUUUACUCGGAUACGAAUCAAAACGCAUAGUGGAACACAUGACGAGGUCAUGGCAAGUCUCCGGGGAUAUGGCAUAGAACUGGAAAGAUUACCUCUCAACCGAGAUGGUAAAAUUAGUGACUUGGAAGAGUACCGACAGGGCUUGCUAUUACAACGUGCCAGGGAGCGUCUUCAGCAUCCGAGAAGAAAUAGAAUCCAUGUCCCAUGCAUGUUUGAUGUCCUUUUUGGGAAAGGAACUCCGUUCCAAAACCACGUGGGUAACAAAAGGUUCCGUUUGAUGGUAACGGAGCAACAGCAGAGGUAUACAAAGUCCGAACGUGGAGAAAAGUUGCAAGUGGCACAGGACAUUGUGGACAAUGUCAUUGAGAACUCUGGGGUGUUCUUGAAACCAGAUGGGGAGUCGUGGAUAGCUGUGGAAAAUGAUGCGGCUCGAGCCAAAGUCAGUGCCACCUUUCGAACCAUGCGAAGGACCAAUAAGCGUCUACAAUCAUCGUGCAAGAACUUGCCUAGUAUUAAUAACCGUUUGUCAUUGAAAAAAUCAGGAGACAACAAUGAAGGGUACAAUAUGAAAGACGCAUUCUAUUAA